AUGUUAGCAAUAAAAAUGGCAAUUGAGGACAUUAAUCAUAAUUUCAACAAUCAUCGCAUAAAAAUAUACACAGACUCCUAUUCAUCAGUACAAACUAUCAGGAAUAGAAACUUGAAUCCUACAGCCGAAAAAAUUAGAGAAAUAAUCUCGUCCUCCACGAACAGAUUUGAAAUUGAAUGGGUACGAGCUCACAAUGGUGAGACGGGAAACGAGAGGGCAGACUUCCUGGCAAAGGAAGCUGCCGUUGACGAUUCUCUGCCCAUAACGUACGACAAGAUAAGCAAAAAUACACUACGAAAUAUCCUUCGAAAGGAUACCAUUAACAAAUGGCAGAACAUGUGGAAUCAGCAUAUCGGACACAUCACAUACGAUUUCAUUCCGAAUCUAAAGGAUUUUCAACAGAAAAAAUGGUACCACCCCAACCACACCUGCUCGCAGGUACUGACGGGACAUGGCAGGUUUGCUUCGUACCUUCAUAAAUUCAAGCACUGUACAUCCAAGAUAUGCCCAACCUGUAAUAUAGAGGAAGAUGGACCUAGGCAUUACCUCUUCCGCUGCCCUACAUUUGAACGUGAAAGGCUCGAAUUAAAAGUAAUGAUUCAGGAACAGGGAAUUAAUUGGCCCUGUAAGCCAUUAGAUAUAUGGGCUUCUAAAAACACAUACAUGGCUUUUGACAGACUGUGCAGCCAAAUUAAUAUCAUAAAUCGCAAUCAAACUUUUACUUGA
Molecule: messenger RNA, 726 nt
Organism: Centruroides sculpturatus (bark scorpion)
Lineage: Eukaryota; Metazoa; Arthropoda; Arachnida; Scorpiones; Buthidae
Exons: 1
Coding region: 1-726 (241 amino acids)
Molecular function (GO): RNA-DNA hybrid ribonuclease activity; nucleic acid binding
Source: RefSeq, a predicted model, not a curated record